Xiphophorus hellerii (green swordtail) is the source of this 493-nucleotide messenger RNA. Its product is annotated as short neurotoxin 8. Bases 85 to 321 code for a protein of 78 amino acids. Lineage: Eukaryota; Metazoa; Chordata; Actinopteri; Cyprinodontiformes; Poeciliidae. The transcript has 3 exons. The record is from RefSeq and is a predicted model, not a curated record.
UUCCUCAAAAGAGGCUUGGUAUGAGGUAGUCUGGCAGUAUAAAAGUCCUGCAGCAGGACGUUUUUCCACAUAGCAUCCGACAACAUGAAGGUCCUGCUGCUCUCCAUGGCUCUUCUGCUGCUGUGCAGCACACAAGUGCUCACACUGACAUGCUUCACCUGCCAGGAUGAGAAUGACACUAUCUGCAAGACGGAGACAGUGUGCCACAGUGCCAACCAGUACUGCAAAACCUACAAAAAGGGCGACGUACUGUCUCGAAGCUGUGAGAAUUUCUGUGCUGAGGACUUCUUCACAGUCUGCUGCCAAGAGGACCUGUGCUAGAGCUGAAGCUUCUGUCUGCUUUUACUCCCCUGUUACUACAAAGCCCAAUGAUGAAGGAAAUCAUAUAAAUUCUACCGCCUUACGAGAUGAUUUUACAUAUCAGAAUCUUCUGUGAUUUAUUUUCAGUCCUUGUUUCUGCUUUUAAAUAAAAAUACACAAAUGUUGACCAAAA